AUGUUCUUAUCUGCCGGGCGGGCUCGCUUAGGGCGUGCGGGCGCCAAGAGCGAAAAAGCGCACUACAACGAGCGAGCUUCGCGAUCUCAAGAUUCCAGCGGCCGACCAAAGCAAAGCGACAAAACUUCUCAUCCGACAUCGAGGACCACCCCGCUCGGCAACCGCAUCAAGAUGGUCCGUUACGCUGCUCAGGAUAUUCCGGCCGCAAAGAGCGCCCGCGCCCGGGGCUCUUACCUGCGUGUCAGCUUCAAGAACACCCGUGAGACCGCUCAGGCCAUCAACGGCAUGAAGCUGCAGCGCGCCCUUACCUUCCUCGAGAACGUCAAGACCAAGACCGAGGUCGUUCCCUUCCGCCGGUACGCUGGCAGCAUUGGUCGCACUGCUCAGGGCAAGCAGUGGGGUGUCAGCAAGGCUCGCUGGCCCGUCAAGUCCGCUCAGUUCCUCCUCGACCUCCUGAAGAACGCUGAGGCCAACGCCGACACCAAGGGUCUCGACACCGGCAACCUCAUUGUCAAGCACAUCCAGGUCAACCAGGCUCCCAAGGGCCGGAGACGCACCUACCGUGCUCACGGUCGUAUCAACCCCUACAUGACCAACCCCUGCCACAUCGAGCUCAUCCUUACCGAGGGUGAGGAGACCGUCCAGAAGGCUUCCCAGGUCGUCAAGAAGGAGGGUGUCCACCUCAGCUCCCGCCAGCGUGGUACUCAGAUCCGCCGUGCCCUCACCGAGGCAUAA
Messenger RNA from Aspergillus lentulus, 735 nucleotides. It is a transcript of the gene rpl17, whose product is annotated as 60S ribosomal uL22 domain-containing protein. Lineage: Eukaryota; Fungi; Ascomycota; Eurotiomycetes; Eurotiales; Aspergillaceae. Gene Ontology annotation, cellular component: cytosolic large ribosomal subunit; ribosome. Gene Ontology annotation, biological process: cytoplasmic translation. Gene Ontology annotation, molecular function: structural constituent of ribosome. The record is from RefSeq and is a predicted model, not a curated record.